AUGUCCUCCAACACCACCAAGCCCUUCACCCCCACCACCGAACUCCACGACCUAGGCGCCACCCGCUUCGACCGCGACACCGCCGCACCUUCCGAUCGCGACACAGCCCUACUCCACCGCCAUCCUGCAGUCCCCGUCAUCACUCCGCAAGGCCGCGCACCACCCGGUCUAGAAGCCAAAGUGCACGAAUGGACGACGUUCCGGUUUACAACAGAGGAUGUAGAUCGCGUCGAGGAGUUGAAGGGUGAUUUGCAUGGUGGGAUGUUGCAUCGGGUUAAUCGGGCUGCGAGGGGAGAAGUGGGUGGGGGCCCUGUGAUGAGACGUGGAGGAAAAGGAAGGAAUGAAGAUAUGGCUCAGGAGACUACGCUUUGUGGGGGGAGGAAGGGGGAGGGAGAUGUGGCGCCGGUAGCUAAGGGUAUGGCGGAGGAGAUGGGGAAGGAUAUGUUUUGGAGUGAGCCGAUUGUUUGA
Messenger RNA from Bipolaris oryzae ATCC 44560, 468 nucleotides. RefSeq lists its product as uncharacterized. NCBI's taxonomy places the organism in Eukaryota, Fungi, Ascomycota, Dothideomycetes, Pleosporales, Pleosporaceae. Bases 1 to 468 code for a protein of 155 amino acids. The record is from RefSeq and is a predicted model, not a curated record. The transcript has a single exon.